Messenger RNA from Dentiscutata erythropus, 127 nucleotides. NCBI's taxonomy places the organism in Eukaryota, Fungi, Glomeromycota, Glomeromycetes, Diversisporales, Gigasporaceae. The record is from the annotation of a GenBank genome assembly.
ACAUAAAAUAGGUCAUGCUUUAUCAGUUGAACAUUAUGGUGUAAUGAAUGACAGACCAAAUACCUCAGCACCUAAACAAGAAAAUAAGCCGGACCCAAAUUCAGAUUCAGACAAGGACUCAGAUGCG